Patella vulgata (common limpet) is the source of this 2477-nucleotide messenger RNA. RefSeq names its product innexin unc-9. Gene Ontology annotation, molecular function: gap junction channel activity. The record is from RefSeq and is a predicted model, not a curated record. NCBI's taxonomy places the organism in Eukaryota, Metazoa, Mollusca, Gastropoda, Patellidae. Gene Ontology annotation, cellular component: plasma membrane; gap junction. The coding region runs from base 152 to 1270 and encodes 372 amino acids. The transcript is spliced from 2 exons.
GUGUGCGAUCCCGGACAGCUAUUACGCAAUUAUGUUUAACCAGUGGACGAAAACAGGAUGUUUAUGUAUAGAUGUUUAUAUAUAAAUCUGAUAUCUAGUUAUAGAUGUUUAUCUUGUAAUAAUCCGUACAGAGCAAAGAAUCCAAUCAUUAAUGAAGAUGGGUAGAAGUCUAGCCUCAUCGUAUUAUGACUUCAGUGAAAAACUGAACUUUUAUUGGACAAGUUUAAUUCUUCUACUGUUUGUUUUUCUGGUUGCUGUGCUUAAAUAUGUUUUUUUGGGGUCGUUGAUCAGCUGCUUGACCCCUGUCCAUUUCCCAAAUCCAAUGGGUAAUUACGCCCACACGGUAUGUUGGGAAAACGACAAAUUUUACAUUCCACUGGAUGAUGAGUCAUUAGUCCCUGAACAAAAUUUAAGAAACGAUAUGUCAACAGCGACAUUCCAUACCUGGAUUCCAGUCGUUCUAAUAUUUAUGAUGUUAGGAUUCCAGAUACCACGUGGUGUCAAGCUGGUGUGUGAUUUAUGUUUAGGAAAUCCGACCAACACAAUUAGCGAUAACCAGACAGAGAAUGCUGAACAACUAGCUCAGAUCAUCAGAGAAUCUCGGUAUCAAAGCUCAUUCAUUAGAACUCUAUCCUUCAUUAUUGUCAAAAUCUUGGUUGUAGUCAAUAUUUUGAUCCAGUUAAUAUUUGUCAAAUUGUAUUUCCGAAAUUCUGUCAGAUAUGAGGCCAUUGAAAGUUACGAUUCGGAUUUGGACGAGAUAGUUAAUAAAACCACCCCUGUCUCCGUUUACAUUUUCCCUAAAUCCAUUUUAUGCGAUUUUUCCAUCAAACAGUUUGAAUCCGUUCAAAGUUACACCAUCCAAUGUAACAUGCCCAUCAACUAUUUAUACGAACAGUUUAUUCAUAUUUUCUGGUUUGGGCUUUUGGGUGUCGGUAUUUUCACUGGACUCGUUCUGGUCGUUCAGUUGGCCUCGCUUACUAUACCGCCAUUUGUCAGACUUCGAUUCCGUGGAAUUAUUCCCGAAAAAGAAUUGAAUCAACGAAAUUUUUCUAUCGAUGAUUCGUUGUUGAUGUUGUUGGACAUUGAGAAUAGAUCUGGCUUGAGCAUGGCGCGCACGGUAGCCACCCUUUUGUUCCAGUCAUCAGGAGACGACGCGUUAACAAGUAUUCCCAUGACGACUAAUGGUGCAAAUGCCCAGACUCAUACCAGCCCGCCCCCUGGCGUUGACGAGAGUAAAUAUAAUAGACUACAAGACUCGUGUAAGAUGUAAAUACUGGUCAUUUUUUUUUAUACGCAACUUAUGCUUUCUUUGCACAAUUAGUCCCGCUUAAGAAUGACACGAAGCAAGUUGACCGACAUUCCUACAUCAACGAUUUCAUUCGAAAAUACUAAGCAUAUAUUAAGAAUUUCCCCCCCCCCCGCUUCCAUUUAAUAACAAUUUAUUAUUAUACUUAUUAUCAUAUGUAACGCUUUAUAUUUUAUUAUCAUACUUUAUGAGAAUAUUUAAAGCUCUAUAUUUUAUUAUCAUACUUUAUGAGAAUAUUUAAAGCUCUAUAUUUUAUUAUCAUACUUUAUGAGAAUGUUUAACACUAUAUAUUUUAUUAGUAUACUCAAUGAGAAUAUUUAACACUCUAUAGUUUAUUAUCAUACUUUAUGAGAAUAUUUAAAGCUCUACAUGUUAUUAUCAUACUAUAUGAGAAUAUUUUAUGCUCUUUAUUUUAUUAUCAUACUUUAUGAGAAUAUUUAAAGCUUUAUAUUUUAUUAUCAUAAUUAAAUGAUAAUAUUGGAAACUCCACAUUUUAUUAUCAUACUUUAUGAGAAUAUUUAAAGCUUUUAAUUUUAUUGGAAGCUCCACAUGUUAUUAUCAUAUUCUAUGAGAAUAUUUAAAUCUUUAUAUUUUAUUAUCAUACUAUAUGAGAAUAUUUAAAGCUCUACGUUUUAUUAUCAUACUAUAUGAGAAUAUUUAAAGCUUUUAAUUUUAUUGGAAGCUCCACAUGUUAUUAUCAUAUUUUAUGAAAAUAUUUAAAGCUUUAUAUUUUAUUAUCAUACUAUAUGAGAAUAUUUAAAGUUAGAUAUUUUAAUGCCAUACUUUAUAAGAAUGUUGAAAUCUCUACCUUUUGUUAUCAUAUUUUAUAAGAAUAUUUAAAUCUCUAUCUUUUAUCAUCAUACUUUAUGAGAUUUUGUAAAUUGUAUUUACCGCAGUUAUGUAAGGUUUAAUAUUCAACUGGGACAUUGAAGAAUAUACAAUCUUCUGUACACUCUACGUCACUCGAGCAGACCACAAGCCGAUAGGUUGGGAUUACAUCUUUAAGAUUAUUUAACUUUCUGUAAAUUUGAACCUAAAAUUCAUUUUAAUCUAUGGUCAUAAUUCAAUUAAUAAUCUAAAUUUAGACUACCGGCUUCAUUUGAAUGAAAUCCAAUAUUUUAUAAUGUUUCAAUAUGUUUGUAAUACAUACAUAAUAAAACUAAAAUCCAUA